This is a messenger RNA of Dimorphilus gyrociliatus, 974 nucleotides long. NCBI's taxonomy places the organism in Eukaryota, Metazoa, Annelida, Polychaeta, Dinophilidae. The record is from the annotation of a GenBank genome assembly.
AUUCAUGUCUAACUACUAUUUUACUUCCACUAAGAAUGAACAUCCAAGAAAAAAGAUUGGCUAUUGCCAAAAUGGGGUUUAGUGAUGGUUUUAUGAAGACGUUAGAGUUGUCGAAUAGCUUUCGCACAUCGAGUUUGAGAAAACAGUGUAAACCCUUUAUUGUUAAUGGUAAAAAAGUGGGUAUCCUUAAACCUGAUGUCGUAGAUAUGAUGAGAGAAGAUCCAGAUGUUCAUGAAUCAUGCGUUGAAUUAACGAAAAAAGUGGAUAAGAACUUUUUUACAAGAACAGAAGCAAUUGACGAAAUUUUGAGGAAGUGGAAGAACCAUGGAUGUUUUAAUGUUGCUCUUAAAGGCUGGAGAGAUGAGGUAUACAGCAUUUCUAAUAGUCUUCACGAUGAUCCUCUAUUUGAAAUGGAAAGAGCAGGAGCAAGUCUAUUCGGAGUUAUACAAAGGGGAGUUCACAUAAAUGGCUACGUCAACCAUCCGGAAAAGGGAAUUUGCAUGUGGGUCGCCACACGAAGUCAAAAUAAGCAAACUUUUCCCGGUUGUCUUGAUCAAAUUGUUGGGGGUGGACUUCCGGCAGGGUUAAGUGUAAUGGAAUGCGCUAUAAAGGAAAGCGCUGAAGAAGCUAGUAUUGAUCCUUCAUUGGUUAAACAAGCGAUACCUACAGGGGCUGUUAGCUAUAUUUUUAAUAAUGAAAAAGGAAUUUAUGCGGAGGAAGAGUAUGUCUUAGACUUGCUAUUACCCUUUGAUUUUAAACCCAUUAACUCUGAUGGGGAAGUAGAGAAAUUUGAACUAUUAGAAAUAGAAAAAGUGGCACUGCUCGUAGCUGAACAAAAAUUUACCCCUAGUUCGGCUGCAGUUCUCUUACACUUUCUCGUCCAACAUGGCUUUAUAGACCCAGAUACUGAACGUAACUAUGGAGAAAUUUUAAGAGGUUUACACAGUCCAAUAAAGUUUGAUGAUGUCCUCUAA